Cavia porcellus (domestic guinea pig) is the source of this 1226-nucleotide messenger RNA. It is a transcript of the gene Nrgn, whose product is annotated as neurogranin. Lineage: Eukaryota; Metazoa; Chordata; Mammalia; Rodentia; Caviidae. Bases 175 to 411 code for a protein of 78 amino acids. Gene Ontology annotation, molecular function: protein binding. The transcript has 4 exons. The record is from RefSeq and is a predicted model, not a curated record.
GCUCAGGUUACAUUCGCUUGCAGAGCUGAGCGCGGGAGACAGGACCGAGCAGAGAGCCGCUGGUUCUACGCGGGUCGGCGGGCGCCCCACGUCCCGGAGCCGCCACCCAGCAUCACACAGACCCCACCCCCGCCUGGCCAGGCUCCACCCCAGCCCAGGACCCUCAUCACUAGCAUGGACUGCUGUACCGAGAGCGCCUGCUCCAAACCGGACGACGACAUCCUAGACAUCCCGCUGGACGACCCUGGUGCCAAUGCUGCCGCUGCCAAAAUCCAGGCGAGUUUCCGGGGCCACAUGGCGCGGAAGAAGAUAAAGAGUGGAGAGCGCGGCCGGAAGGGCCCGGGCCCCGGGGGGCCAGGCGGAGCUGGGGGCGCCCGGGGAGGCGCGGGCGGCGGUCCCAGCGGAGACUAGGCCAGAACUGAAUUAUUUUCGAAGUUCCCAAGGACAGAUGGAUGCCGCGUCCCCUUCGCAGUGAUGAGAAUUUCCUACCGUGUUGUGACCCCCUCUUUGCCACCAACCUGCCAGCUUCAGGAGCCCCUGCGUCCCAGAGACUCCCUCUCCCAGGCAGGCUUCGUCGCGGAGCUGCCAAGUCCGUGCCCUACUAGUUAGCGCUCCGGUCUAACGUGGUCCCCCUGCUGUUCUCUCCCCACCCUCUCCGCAGACCCCGGGCCCCCAAAUUCCCCGCCUUGUGCUUCCCGCCCACCUCUCCCAGCACCCAGCAUGCAGCUCUGCCUCCGCAGCGCCGGGGCGCUGUCCUGCGCACCUGCGGAGGGCGCCCCAGCCUCGCCGAACACACACACACUUGAAAAGGAAAAAAAGUCCUUUCGUUCUGCGCGCAACGAAAGGGGGCGCCCCGCGUCUCUGUGCAGCUCCCGCCCUGUCUGGCCCCAGAACUUUAGGUCUGGAGCAACCAAAGAGGGUUUUGAUGACGUCAGAUGCCCCUUGCUCUGAUCAGAAGGAAAGGCCCUGUCCUACACCUACCUGCCUGUCAUGUCCCCUUCCUGACCCGCAGCGCACCCCGAGAGUAGCCUCGGCAGCUCUCAGGCUGUUUAUGCAAAGCCGAGCGCCUGGAGACUCGGUAGGAGGAGUCUUUCACGGCCCAGCCUUGUCCCCCCGCAGGCCCAGCCCCGUCGGGCUCCUGGGGCUGUGGCCGGAAGGUUUUUAAUCUCUGCGUGUGCAUGUGACUGUGCUGGGUUGGAAUGUGAACAAUAAAGAGGAAUGUCCAA